Messenger RNA from Pieris macdunnoughi, 990 nucleotides. The record is from the annotation of a GenBank genome assembly. Lineage: Eukaryota; Metazoa; Arthropoda; Insecta; Lepidoptera; Pieridae.
AUGGAUGAUAACUCGAAAAACGCAUCCUCAUAUCAACAUGAUCAAGAAAUACUAGAUGCUCGAGGUAUUAGUAUGACAGUGGAGGAAGUAGCUGGACUCCCAACAUGCAAAUAUACAGAAAAAGUGCAAUCACUUAAUCUUAAGGAUGAUGAUCUAAUGUUUCUUAAGGGAUUGAGACGGCGGAUAAGGAACCGGCUAGCAUCACAAAACAGUCGCCGGCGCAGUAUGGAGAAUCUACGACGUUUAACACGCGAGUUACGUGCUGUAAGGGCAUGUCGAGAUGACGCGUUGUCUGAAAGGCGGAUGCUACUCGCUACAAGGACGGUAUUGCGGACGCGAUAUGGGGCUUUAAGGACACAUAUAUUAGAGGUCCUAGAAGAACGUGACGACACCGCAAAGGUUCCUGACUUAGACCCAGAAAUCGUAAUUGAAUCUCCCAAAUCAGACAAUUAUCCAAGUCUCAAGGCACAAAUUUUUGAAUGUCGCAUAGACAAAUUAGUUCAACAGAGUGUCAACCACAUUUACAAAGAAAAGGAUGCCAAAACCGAUUACAAAAGUGAGAAUGUUUACAAAAUAAAGACCAAUGAUUACAUAUCAGAUGUUAAUAGUAAAAUUGAUAAACAAAUUGGUUUUAUACGAACGAAUGAGAAUUACAAAGACAGUUAUAAAAAGAAAGAUAUUGAUUAUAAAUCAGAAGACAACAUAAUGGAUAGACCGAUGGAUGAACGAAAUUACAAAUUUGAUUACAAAAUUGAAAUGGAGACAGAUAUAAUAGAAAAGCAAGAAUGGAAAUAUAAAGAAAAUGAUUAUAUCGAGGAUGAAAUUAAAAAAGUUUGUGCGAAAACAGUGUUUUUGGAUGGUGUUCUCAAUUUAUCAAAGAAAAAGAGUCAUGGUCGGAAGCAAACGGCACCAAGACGCAUCGCUUACACGUUUAGUGAGCCGGAUAAUGAUGGUGUUCUAGAUUUGAAAAUCAAAAAGGAGCCACAGUGA